Messenger RNA from Cottoperca gobio, 624 nucleotides. RefSeq lists its product as uncharacterized. Bases 1 to 624 code for a protein of 207 amino acids. The record is from RefSeq and is a predicted model, not a curated record. NCBI's taxonomy places the organism in Eukaryota, Metazoa, Chordata, Actinopteri, Perciformes, Bovichtidae. The transcript is spliced from 4 exons.
AUGAGUGGCACUCUUAGACCCCCUUCGCUCCAGGUGAGCGUCCCAAUCGAUGCUCCGGCAUACUCAGACGGUGGACGGUACGCAGUGUCAGAUGGCUCUGUGCAAUCCAGCUCCUCAACACCAACGCUCAGACGCAAGCGCUUCAAGAUGCGCCGCAUGAGGAAUGUGCCCAGCGAGAGGGAGCUUGAAAGGGGGCGGACAACUGUUGGUCAUCUCACGACCCGAUCCGGCUCCAAGGAGUACCUGCAGCUGCCUUCCAUUGAGAUCACACCAUCCAGUGAUGAAGACGCCACCUCCACCUGGUCCCGCUGCUCCACGCCCAGCGCCUCUCCGCGUCGCAAGCGCUUCCUGUUGAGGAAGUGGCUAAAGGUCCGACAAAAGAAGGAGCAAGUCAGUGAGAGCAGCAGCCAGCAGAGCAGCCAGCAGAGCAGCCAGCAGAGCAGCCAGCAGAGCAGCCAGCAGAGCAGCCAGCAGAGCAGCCAGCAGAGCAGCCAGCAGAGCAGCCAUGAAGACGAUGGCACUCGCUUCUUGACUCCAUUAAUCCGAGAGGAGAGGUCUGACAGUGCAGCGGACAAAAUCAGGUGGCAGCUGAGCAAUCUGGAACUGAAAGUGUCUGGAGAGUGA